AGACUGAAGAACGAUUUAUAUGUUUCCUUUACAUCUUGAGUUAGAAUCUUGUAUGAAUUCUUUCACAUUUAGAUUCUAGGUCUAGUGACUGUAAUUGAGAGAACAUAUUGGAAGAAUGUCUAUUAUUGUUGUAAUUUUCUCUGUUUUCAUCUGUCAUAUCUCAAGUACUGACGUUAUGCUUCAAUAUGAGGCGAGUGACGUCACUGGAGAUCAAAUGCCCGACCAAGUCAAUGUAACUUUUAGCACAGAAACCAAAUCUCUAACCAAACUUAAUCUCAGACGCUCGCGACAUUUCAACCUUGACAUUCCUCUGUAUACUCUGGCCACCGACCAGGAGGGAAUUUUCCAUAGACAUAAAGUGAAAACCAGGCCUAAAAAGGAUCUAGGUUUCUACCAAGAUAUCACAAACAAGGCUGUUUUUCGUAUCCAAAGGUCUUCAGAGAAAUUGGCGAACAAGAAAUCUAAAUUUUAUUUGAAAGGAGAAUUUCUUCUCAACGCCUCCAGAUGUCUCUUCGACUCAGAGAGAAAGACCUUAAAAAAGCCUUGGAGAACUAUGUCCCUCAAAGCGAUGCCUCAUUCAACUACUAGACCUUCUUCCACGACAACAUUCGACCAAUAUGUUUAUAAUUUAGAAAUACUGAAAACCACAACGUUUGAUUUGUUUGACGCUAGAAUACCUCCGCCAGAAGAAAAAACUGUGAGAAUGAAUGCCAUCAACAUUAGAGACAUGCACAUGAAAAGCUCAGGACGUAAAUCUAACCGGUCAAAACUGAGGUCAGCCCCACAAAGCAGACGUCGCCGGAACGCAGUGCUGGACUACUACCCACAAAGCAGACGUCGCCGAAAUGCAGUGCAGGACUACUACCCACAAAGCAGACGUCGCCGGAACACAGUGCAGGACUACUACCCACAAAGCAGACGUCGCCGGAACGCAGUGCAGGACUACCACCCACAAAGCAGACGUCGCCGGAACGCAGUGCAGGACUACCACCCACAAAGCAGACGUCGCCGGAACGCAGUGCAGGACUACCACCCACAAAGCAGACGUCGCCGGAACGCAGUGCAGGACUACUACCCACAAAGCAGACGUCGCCGGAACGCAGUGCAGGACUACUAUGUGGACGUGGCGGCGGUGAUUGACUACAAACGCUACUCCAUGUUCUUAGCACAAGCGAACUACGAUAACUUCACGGCAAUGCAGAAUAUUCUAGAGUACUAUGCUUUUGUGUUUAGUGCGGCCGAUAUGCUGUAUCAAGGCAUCAAACAUCCAGAGUACACGAUUCAUAUUCUUCUGAGUAAAGUAUACGUUCUUCAGACGGUCACUUCGUCAAGUUUUAUUGAGACGAUCGCUGGCGACGAUGAGAUGAAUGGGGACGCAGCGUCCAAUAGUAUAGAAUAUUUUACCGUAGGUGCUGGGCGUGGCAUCGUCGGCUUUUAUGAUCACGUGAUGCUGUUCACUGGUUAUAACCUCUUUAGAGUGGACAGUAACUAUAAUAAAAAAGAUACCUUAGGGGUUACUAAUAGUGACUCAAUGUGUCGAACAGACGGAAGGAGCUCUUCUGUAAUAGAAGAUCGCAAAGGCUACUCUACCACUACUAUAGAUACGGUAGCACACGAACUGGCACAUAGCCUCUCAGCCAAGCACGACGGAGAAGACAAUACCUGCAAAGCUUCAAAGAGAUUCAUCAUGGGUUCUUCUGAAUUGAAAAAAAGGCCUGGGACAGAGUAUAAUCCCUGGCGGUUCUCUUCCUGCAGUGUCAAAUACUUUACCAGCUUUUUGAAGGAGAAAAUGAAGACCAGUCGAGGUUACACCUGUCUCGUCUACGCUAUCGAAGCAUCUGCAGACAUUCCAGAUGUAUCUGAUAAACUAUUGGGUCAGUUGGUCAAACCUGAUCAACAGUGUCAACAGUUGUAUGGAAAUAAUUCCUAUUAUUGCAGGGCUUCCGAAGCUAAAAGCUCUCUCAGUGACAUCUGCCUCUCCAUGUUAUGUGCGGAUUUUUCAAAAAAGAUUUGUAGCCCGCAGAGAGCACUCAUGGGGACAUCUUGUGGCGAUGGAAAGAUCUGUAUAAAUGGACAUUGUGUCAGCGACCCCUACGCUCCUCAGCUUGAUGAAAACUGUGCAUUUGGAGACAGACCGAACUAUUCUUGCAAUAUGUAUAUCAGUUUGUUUAAAGGCAACUGUUACUCUACUGGUCGCUAUCAAUCAUGCUGUGACACGUGUAACAAUGUGUCUAGGCCCGUGAAAGGCUGUGAAUACGGAGACAGAAUACUGUAUUGUACACAAGAUCACUGCUUGAAUGCUAAAGAGGAUUGCUGCGGCACGUGUAACUAUGGCACCCCCUUUACCCCAAUGUCCAGCACCAGAAGAAGCACACCAAUAAGAUUAGCCACGACAGCGAAUCCACGUGUGAUAUUCACUCCAAUUAAAGAAUGUGAACCAGGAGAUCAAGACUUGAGACCAGAACUGUGUACUAACAUUAGCGUCUGCCUGAUACAGCCAGCACAGUGCUGUCACUACUGCUCAUUAUAUUACACGUCUACAACUACAAGAACCACGUCACCCAAAACUAAAUGUGAACCGGGAGAUUUAGACUUGAGUCCAGAACAAUGUCUUAGCCCUAGUGUCUGCAAGACACAGCCAUUACUGUGCUGUAACUAUUGCUCGUUCUAUUUCAAAAAUGAAUCAAUUACCACACCAACUUCGCCCAAAGAAUGUGAACCAGGAGAUCUAGACUUGAAACCAGAACUGUGCACUAACACUAGUGUCUGCCAGACAAAUUUAUCACUGUGCUGUAACUAUUGCUCGUUACAUUACAAUUCUUCAACUACAAAUACUACACAAUCAACGUCCCACAAAGAGUGUGUACCAGGAGAACCAGAUUUAAGUCCACAGCUGUGUACUAGCCCAAGUAUCUGCCAGACACAGCCAUUGAUGUGCUGUAACUAUUGCUCUUCUCGUGACAAUUCUGCAAGCCAUCUCUCAUUAUACACUAUUCGGAUAUAUCGUUGUUUUUGCACUGCGUUCUAUUUUCUUUAUAUUAAAACAAAUGUCUAUUAGGUAGAUAGAGUACAGAUGUCUAUUGGUAAAGUACUUUAUAUGUCAAGUCCACUGAUAUCCCCUUAUUUGAUAUUUUAAAUAAACGCUCGUACAAAAAGUUA
Messenger RNA from Biomphalaria glabrata, 3159 nucleotides. RefSeq names its product A disintegrin and metalloproteinase with thrombospondin motifs 7-like. Gene Ontology annotation, biological process: proteolysis. Lineage: Eukaryota; Metazoa; Mollusca; Gastropoda; Planorbidae. The record is from RefSeq and is a predicted model, not a curated record. Gene Ontology annotation, molecular function: metalloendopeptidase activity. The coding region runs from base 116 to 3058 and encodes 980 amino acids. The transcript has 20 exons.